Sporothrix brasiliensis 5110 is the source of this 771-nucleotide messenger RNA. RefSeq lists its product as uncharacterized. The record is from RefSeq and is a predicted model, not a curated record. NCBI's taxonomy places the organism in Eukaryota, Fungi, Ascomycota, Sordariomycetes, Ophiostomatales, Ophiostomataceae. Bases 1 to 771 code for a protein of 256 amino acids. The transcript has 2 exons.
AUGAAAUCUGUUCUUAUGAUGGCCCUCGGCCUGAUGGCCACAGCAGUCAAUGGCCAGUCGUAUGCCUACUCGGAGACCUCCCAGUACGGCGUCCAGCAUACACCUCCAUUGUCGACUUCGGCCGCCGGCCCGACCCUGGCAAGCAGCUACAGUUACACGGCCCACCCCUACCCGACAGUUCUGCCGUCUACUUUGUCCCCGUUGUCAUCGGUUACCUGCUCUGAGACGCAGUCGGUGCGGCCGGUGCAGUCUACCUCGGAGUCCCUCCAGACGUCACCAUCCACAUAUCUGCCGCCGCCAACGACGUCCUCGACGACCUCUGAGUCGUUGACCUCAUCCUCUGUGUGGCAGCCCCCUCCGUAUGGCUCCGCCGGCACGUCUGCACCUUCGUCGGUGCCUGGCUCGGUGUCUUCGUCGGCCCAGGCCACUUACGGCACCAGCCCGCCGCCUGUGUACUCCACCAACUGUGUGCAUUCGUCGUACGCUUGGAACACUACUGCCGCGGCUAGAAGUGUUGCCAGCAGCGUCACAGGCAGCACCACCACCACAACGGACUGCCCGCCGACCUCUGUCACCUCGACGGGGAGUACCAUUGGCACGACGACACUGCCUCCCUAUGGCGGCAGUGGCGGUGGCAACAGAAACGGCGAUGGUGCCGAAACAUCGUCAUCCAGCCCCGUAUUCUCUGGCCAGGCCACAGGCGCCAACCGCAGCUGUACCUUGGCGAUCCUGCUCAUGGCCCUGGCCUGUGGUGCUUCUUUCUUGAUGUGA